CAAGUCUCCAAAUUCGUAAAUUUCCUCUAUGGAUGCAUCCCCUUCCCCUCGAGACGAGGUCCUCCCGUCGCCGGCGAGGUGAGAGAUGAGAUGAGCCUCUCGGCCACCUUCCGGGUCGCCAAAAUUCCCCGCGCCACCCUCCCUCCGAAGUCUUGCAAGGUCACCCCCUCCUCGGUAUCGGCCUCCCCCGCCUCCACGUCCGGAGAUCCCGGCGUGAAGAAGAAAAAGGAGGCGGCGCCGUGGUGCGUCUACCUCAUCGCCUCCGCCCGGGUCCCCCGCACAUACGUCGGCGUCACGACUGACUUCCCUCGCCGCUUGAGACAACAUAAUGGCGAGUUAAAAGGUGGUGCCAAAGCCUCUUCUGCUGGAAGGCCAUGGAAUCUCGCAUGCCUUGUCCAAGGCUUCACCAACAGAAGUGAAGCAUGUGAGUUUGAAUCGAAAUGGAAGAACAUCUCCAAGAAGAUGACACGGAAGAGGAGUGAGCCUGGCUUGAACGCAGUGUUGCAGCACCGGGAAGUGGCAUUGAGCAGAGUAAAAACCUUUCUGGAUUGCAACCACCUCAACAUCAAUUGGCACUCAAGCUGACGUCGUUUCUCCAAUUGUUGUAUGUACACAUUUCACUAUGCAAGAAAUUUACCCAUUUACUUGUGAAGUUGGCGAGGCUUUUCUGCUUCCAUAGUUUUGUACAAAGAAGGAUCCCAUGUCUUGCAGCUCAAAUGAGCAUACAUAGCGAAAUGAUCAUGCUGGCAAUUGUAUUUGCUAAAUAAGAAGUCAUCUGAAUCGAGUGAGCUGGUGACUGCAAUUUUUGUCAUUGUUUAGCCUGGGAUGGAUAAGAGUGGUGUAAGAUGUAGUAUUAUUGUAUGAUGAUUGAUCCCUUGCGUUGUUAUGCUGAGAUAUACUCCACUUUUAUCUC
This is a messenger RNA of Triticum dicoccoides, 913 nucleotides long. Its product is annotated as structure-specific endonuclease subunit slx1-like. The record is from RefSeq and is a predicted model, not a curated record. The transcript is spliced from 3 exons. The coding region runs from base 91 to 585 and encodes 164 amino acids. NCBI's taxonomy places the organism in Eukaryota, Viridiplantae, Streptophyta, Magnoliopsida, Poales, Poaceae.